AUGCAAGGGAACAAUUACAUUCCUCCUUUAACACCAAGGUCGAGAUUGGAAAGGCUUUUGAGAGAAAGAGAGCUAAGGAAAUCAAGCCGGUAUACUCAAUCGGCCGAGGACGGAAAAGAUGGCAACAGAGACUCAGAACAACUUAGUGAUGCAUUCCUAAGUGAGAAUGAAGUCGAAGAUGUUGCGGAAACGGUGGCUGUGGAGGACAGGCCUCGCAAACAACGUUUGUUGGUGGUAGCUAACAGGUUGCCUGUCUCGGCUGUUAGGGAGGGUGUGGAUUCAUAUCACCUUGAGAUCAGUGUUGGUGGCCUUGUCAGUGCACUUUUAGGUGUAAAGGAGUUUGACACAAGAUGGAUUGGAUGGGCUGGUGUGAAUGUGCCUGAUGAAGUUGGGCAGAAAGCUUUGACUAAAGCUUUAGCUGAAAUGCGAUGCAUUCCGGUGUUUCUUGACGAGGAUAUAGUUAAUGAAUACUAUAAUGGUUAUUGCAACAACAUAUUAUGGCCACUAUUUCAUUACCUUGGACUUCCGCAAGAGGAUCGACUUGCUACCACCCGUAGUUUCCAAACUCAAUUCGAUGCGUAUAAGAAGGCAAACCAAAUGUUUGCUGAUGUAGUGAAUAAGCAUUAUCAGGAUGGAGAUGUUGUUUGGUGCCAUGAUUAUCACCUAAUGUUUCUUCCAAGAUGUUUGAAAGAAUACAAUGACAAAAUGAAAGUUGGAUGGUUUCUCCAUACACCUUUUCCUUCCUCGGAAAUACAUAGGACUCUGCCAUCGAGGUCGUAUCUUUUGAGAUCUGUACUUGCUGCUGAUUUGGUGGGAUUCCAUACUUACGAUUAUGCUAGGCAUUUUGUAAGUGCUUGUACUCGAAUUCUUGGGAUAGAAGGUACACCUGAAGGAGUCGAAGAUCAAGGGAAGCUAACCCGUGUGGCUGCGUUUCCUAUUGGAAUUGACUCUGAGAGAUUCAUUAGAGCCCUUGCGCUUCCUGAAGUCCAGAAUCACUUGAAAGAAUUGAAAGAAAGGUUUGCAGGCCGAAAGGUAAUGUUGGGUGUUGAUCGACUUGAUAUGAUAAAAGGAAUUCCUCAGAAAAUCUUGGCUUUUGAGAAGUUCCUAGAAGAGAAUGCACAUUGGCGUGAUAAAGUUGUCUUGCUACAAAUUGCUGUGCCUACUAGGACAGAUGUCUCUGAAUAUCAAAAGCUUACAAGCCAGGUGCAUGAAAUUGUUGGACGCAUCAAUGGAAGAUUUGGAACACUUACUGCUGUCCCGAUACACCAUCUGGAUCGGUCACUUGACUUUCAUGCAUUAUGUGCACUCUAUGCAAUUACUGAUGUAGCACUUGUUACAUCAUUAAGGGAUGGAAUGAAUCUUGUCAGCUAUGAAUUUGUUGCAUGUCAAGCUUCCAAGAAGGGGGUUCUCAUUCUAAGCGAGUUUGCAGGUGCAGCACAAUCUCUUGGUGCUGGUGCUAUCUUGGUAAAUCCAUGGAACAUCACAGAAGUUGCUGCUUCUAUUGGUUAUGCUUUGGAUAUGCCAGCUGACGAAAGAGAAAAACGGCAUCAGUUUAAUUUCAAGCAUGUAACAACUCACACAUCACAAGAAUGGGCUGCAACUUUUGUGAGUGAACUGAACGAUACCAUUGUUGAAGCUCAACUUAGAAAAAGACAAGUUCCUCCGUUACUUCCCAAUAAAGUCGCGGUUGAUUGUUACUCAAAAUCCAAUAAUCGAUUGAUUAUACUGGGUUUCAAUACCACUCUGACUGAACCAGUUGAUACUCUUGGAAGGGGUGGUCAGAUUAAAGAAAUGGAACUAAAAGUACACCCUGAUCUGAAGGAGCCUUUAAAGAAGUUAUCUGAAGAUCCAAAGACAACAAUAAUAGUUCUAAGUGGGAGUGGUAGAGCUGUCCUGGACAAAAACUUUGGUGAAUACAAUAUGUGGUUGGCAGCAGAAAACGGGAUGUUUCUUCGACUUACUUCAAGUGAAUGGAUGACAACCAUGCCUGAAAAUUUAAACAUGGAUUGGGUUGAUAGUGUAAAGCAUGUUUUUGAGUAUUUCACUGAAAGAACACCAAGGUCUCAUUUUGAGCUUCGCGAAACUUCAAUUAUCUGGAGCUAUAAGUAUGCAGAUGUUGAGUUUGGAAGACUUCAAGCAAGAGAUCUGCUUCAGCAUCUUUGGACAGGGCCGAUAUCAAAUGCAUCUCUUGACGUUGUCCAAGGUGGUCGAUCUGUCGAGGUUCGUGCAGUUGGUGUGUCAAAGGGAGCGGCUAUCGAUCGUAUCCUGGGAGAGAUAGUUCAUAGUAAAGGCAUGAAAGAACCAAUUGAUUAUGUCCUAUGCAUUGGCCAUUUUCUAGCAAAGGAUGAAGAUGUCUAUAAAUUUUUUGAGCCAGAGCUCCCUUCUGAAUCAUCUCCAAUGGCAAAAGCUAUGCUGUCCAAUUACAGGCCAUCAUCUCUGCCAAGAGCUUCAUCCAGCAAAGGUGGAUCUAAAGCAACUUACUAUAAGAAGCAGCGUUCAAUGUCAAAUAUAGAAAGGAGAGAGAUAGAACGCACGAGUAGUGAUCCUUGGAGACCAACAAGUCGCGAGAGAACAUCAUUACACGAGGGUUCUUCAGUUCUUGAUCUUAAAGGUGAUAACUACUUCUCUUGUGCCGUUGCACGGAAGAGAUCAAGCGCACGCUACCUUCUUAAAACCUCUCAUGAUAUUGUCAAUCUCUUAAGUGACCUGGCAGAUCAUUCUUGA
Vicia faba (fava bean) is the source of this 2724-nucleotide messenger RNA. The record is from the annotation of a GenBank genome assembly. Lineage: Eukaryota; Viridiplantae; Streptophyta; Magnoliopsida; Fabales; Fabaceae.